Photinus pyralis (common eastern firefly) is the source of this 1830-nucleotide messenger RNA. RefSeq lists its product as uncharacterized. The transcript is spliced from 11 exons. Gene Ontology annotation, molecular function: protein binding. NCBI's taxonomy places the organism in Eukaryota, Metazoa, Arthropoda, Insecta, Coleoptera, Lampyridae. Bases 96 to 1781 code for a protein of 561 amino acids. The record is from RefSeq and is a predicted model, not a curated record.
CUGAACGUACCCAUUGUGUUCCGGCGGCUACAGAGCCAUAGAAUAGAAUAUACAAAAGGUUAUGCUGCAGUGCAGUACAAAGUCGUGUUGAUUUCAUGGCCCUUAUCCCUGACGAAUUAAAGCUGCUAAUUUUUAAGCAUUUAGAUAGCUUUAACAUAAUUACAUUGGAGAAUGUUUCCCACAAGCUUAAGCAUCUCUCCUUUGAUAAACAACUUUUGAGGAGUUUGUAUUUCUGUAGAGACUAUCGUCUCACAACCUGUCACUGGCUAAGGGCUGUCAUGCCACGUCUGGAAAUCAUUACAUCUCUGAACAUAAAUUGUGUGUAUUGGAUAUCCAGGAGGAACCUUACCAGAUGCCUGUCUUUACCCAUGUUAACUUCACUGUAUGCGCUCGACACUAAAUUACAACUGUACGACAUCUGCUCUAGCAACUUAACAAGUUUAAAUGUACUUGCACUUACGGUCAAAGGUAGCGGUCCUUUUGACUGUCCGUCAUGUAGUGUGUUAAACAAUUUAAAGAGGCUGUGUGUCAUUUUGGAUCGAUCCCAAAUUCACUCGAGCUUUAUAAGGACCUUGAUGGAGAAGUGUAUGAAUGUAGAAGAGUUAUGGUUUUUAGAUUUAUGCUCUGAUUUGGGAUGGUAUCUUCCCUUUUCAAAUAUGUUACCCAUGAAGGUACUAGUUACAACAUACCAAAUACCGCCAAUUUUUCAACCUGCACUAGAUAUUGUAUCGUUUCAGAGCAAUUGUGGCAUUGCAAGGAUGCGAUUUGAAAACAGACAUAAAGAGACUGCCGAUAUAUACAAUUAUGAUUUCUACGAAAAGAUUAGCAAUACAGUAUGGCAUACAUACUUAGGGUAUUUAAGGUGCAAUUUCCCAUUCGGAGUAGAGGAUGCAAAAAAAUUGGUUUACCAAGAAGUAACAUUUGACAAUAUAAAUUUUAAAGAAUUAUCCCUUCAUCAUGGACCAUCUUUCUGCUGCUCUAGAUUAAAAGCCAGCAUACUAUCUAUUUUGAGGCUACCAAAUACCAAGUUUCUUCAAAAGCUCAGUAUUAAUAUUUGUAUUUUUACCAAAGAUAUUCUAACGGCAGACACAGGUGAACCUUUAUCAGAAAAGGGACUUAUAACGUUUGUAUCACAUUUCGAUAGAAUUGCUGAACAUUCUCCUCUAAUUGAAGAAUUGGAGGUUUGGGAAUGCAUUAGUCAUUCAACGAUAAUUAUGACUUCUGCAAUAUGGUCCGCUAUUGGAAAGUUAUCUAACCUGAAAAAAUUAUUCAUAUUUGCUUUAAUACCCAUCGAUGACCAGAAAUGUUUGUUUGAUAUUUGCAAAAAAUUAACAUCUUUGAAACUUACAUUUGCGGGAGGAAUGCAUGAGGAUCUGAGCUUGAUCUUGCCCAAUUUAAAAAUAUUAAGAGAUUUUCGAUUUGAACAAAAAUAUUUACCACUUGAUAGAAUAUUGAAAAGUUUAGCGUCAAAUUGUGCAUGCACACUAGAGAGGGUUGUUCUACUGGGCGAUGUUUGUGACACACUAUCACCUAGUUCUUUUGAAGCAUUUAUUACGAAUAAUCCACAAUUAAAGUUGCUAUAUGUUUGCAUUAGCACCUUUUCUAAAGAUGAUUUGCGCCUUAUUACAACAUAUUUGAAUAGAGUUAAAAUGGAACAGCAAAUUUUUAUUGUAACGAAUUCGAAUCAUGCGCUGCAUUUGGUUCCAGACAGUUAUGUCAUUGAGAUGGUACAAAUAAAUAGUGCAAUUAGUGUGAUUGAUAUAUUUAAUGAUUUUCAUUAAAUCGUGUAUGUUUUUGUAAUGUGUGUAAUAAAAAAUUGCAUUAUGUUCA